This is a messenger RNA of Pezoporus occidentalis (night parrot), 1359 nucleotides long. It is a transcript of the gene SLC30A2, whose product is annotated as solute carrier family 30 member 2. Bases 116 to 1285 code for a protein of 389 amino acids. The record is from RefSeq and is a predicted model, not a curated record. Gene Ontology annotation, cellular component: plasma membrane. The transcript is spliced from 7 exons. Gene Ontology annotation, biological process: response to zinc ion; zinc ion transmembrane transport. NCBI's taxonomy places the organism in Eukaryota, Metazoa, Chordata, Aves, Psittaciformes, Psittacidae. Gene Ontology annotation, molecular function: zinc ion transmembrane transporter activity.
GCUGCAGCCGCCUUGCGGCCGGCCCGGCCGUGCCCUCCCUGCUCCGGCCUCCUCUGCACACGGGACCCCGCCGCUCCACACGAGCCACACUCGCGGUCACCCGCACCGCAGGACCAUGGCAGCGCCCGAGGAGGAGCGGCACCUGCUGAGCCCCGGGGCAGGCGGCAGGUCCUACCUGGGGGCCGCGCAUGAGGACGGGCUCGGCUCGGUGCAGGGCCAGGGCCCCGCGCUGGAGCUGGGGCAGCGGCACAGCCUGCACUGCCACAGGCGGGGGGCCGCCGGUCCCCGCGGCCAGCAGCAGCAGGCACGCAGGAGGCUCUACCUGGCCGCUGGCAUCUGCCUCCUCUUCAUGGCUGGGGAGGCUGUGGGCGGGUACCUGGCGCACAGCCUGGCCAUCCUGACGGACGCAGCGCACCUCCUGACGGACUUUGCCAGCAUCAUGAUCAGCCUCUUCGCGCUCUGGGUGUCCUCACGCCCCCCCACCAAAACCAUGAACUUUGGCUGGCACCGGGCAGAGAUCCUGGGGGCCCUGGUCUCCGUGCUCUCCACCUGGGUGGUGACGGGUGUCCUGGUCUACCUGGCGGCCCAGCGCCUGCUCUCGAAUGACUACGACAUCGAGGGUGGUGUGAUGCUCAUCACCUCCGCCUGCGCCGUGGCCGUCAAUAUCGUGAUGGGGGUGGCUCUGCACCAGACUGGGCACCAUCACAGCCAUGGGGCAGCCGGUGAGCAGCCCAACACCAGUGUCCGCGCUGCCUUUGUCCAUGUCUUGGGGGACCUGCUGCAGAGCGUUGGCGUCCUCAUAGCAUCCUACAUCAUCUUUUUUAAGCCCGAGUACAAGUACGUGGAUCCUGCCUGCACCUUCCUCUUCUCUGCACUGGUGCUUGGGACAACGCUGUCCAUCCUCCGUGAUGUCCUCCUUGUCCUCAUGGAAGGCACCCCCAAAGGGAUCGACUUCAACGCCGUGCGGGAGGCUCUGCUGGCGGUGCAGGGGGUGGAGGCCGUGCACAGCCUCCACAUCUGGGCGCUGACAGCAGCACAGCCGCUGCUCUCGGUGCACGUCGCCAUCAGUGAGUAUCGUGCCCUGGGGAUGGAGCCGGGGCUCACCCGCACGCCAACAUCCCCUCCCCUGCUCCUCGCAGAUGCCGGUGCCAGCGCGCAGGAAGUGCUGGAGGAGGCCAGUUCCCGGCUGCAGGGCACCUUCCACUUCCACACCACCACCAUCCAGGUGGAGAACUACUCUGAGGAGAUGCAGGACUGCCGGGAGUGCCAGCCGCCCCGCGACUGAGCCUCCCGCAGCCCCCUUGUGUCCCGAGCGGGGCUUCUGACGGCGGCAAAUAAACUGCAGCACAGGGCUGGGUG